This is a messenger RNA of Phragmites australis (common reed), 1046 nucleotides long. Its product is annotated as vegetative cell wall protein gp1-like. The record is from RefSeq and is a predicted model, not a curated record. NCBI's taxonomy places the organism in Eukaryota, Viridiplantae, Streptophyta, Magnoliopsida, Poales, Poaceae. Bases 154 to 837 code for a protein of 227 amino acids. The transcript has 2 exons.
UCACCAGUCACCAAUUCUCACUCGUGAAGUGACUCACAAAGGCAGCACACAAGCUAAAGCCUGCUGCUACUAGUUAAGCAGCUCAGCUUGCUCUCCGCUCUGCUCUUCUCCACAGCCUCUCUCACACUUCCUUCGCUUGUCACUCCAGUCCCCAUGGCUCGCCUCCUCCUGCUCCUGCUCCUCGCCGCCGCCGUGGCCGGCACCGCGUCGUCCCAGUCGCCGGCCAGCGCGCCCUACGUCUCCCCCUCCAGCGCCGCCAACUCCCCCACCUCCUCUGCGGCCGCCGCCGCCCCAGGCCCCUCCUCCCCCACGUCGAAGAACCACAUCUCCACCUCCCCCGCGGCAUCCCCCUCCCACUCCGGCACCAAGCUCACCUCCCCGGCCGCCUCCCCCGCCACCCAGUCCCCUUCCCCGCCGAUCCCUCCGCCCACAUUGUCUCCCCCCGCGCCGGCCCCCAUCAGCUCAUCCCAGCCGCCCACAUUGCCGCCCCCAGCCACUGCACCAGCGCCUGCACCCGUCAGCGCUCCUUCCACUGCCUCGUCCCCGCCGGUCCCCACGCCGACGUUUCCGCCCCCGGCCCUCUCCCCCGUGCAGUCGUCGUCCCCUCCAGCCCUCGCCCCGGCCCCGGCGAGCAAGAAGCCGAAGAAGAAGCACCUGGCCCCCGUGGAGUCCCCGCUCGCGGCCGCGUCGCCGGCCACCGGCGUCCUCGCUCCCAGCCCCGGCCCCUCCACCGCCGACAUGAUGAGCGGCGCGGCGCGGAGGUGCGCGACAGCCAGAGGAGGAGCCGCGGCGGUGCUGCUGGCGCUGUGGCUGACGGUGGGCCCGGGCAUGGCCUGAUGACGACGGUGGGACCUCCUGUCAGUCUGCCAAUGUUACUACCAUAGCUGCCAUUGCCAUUGGUGCUGCUGCUGUAGAGAGGGAGAGAGAGAGAGAGAGAGAGAGAGAUGCGUCGUCAUGCUUGGUGUUGUUUUAUAUUGGUUGCGGACCUGUGCACUACUGUGUUUUGUUAUCACUGCUUUUGCGAUGGAUUAUUUGGUAUUGCUGCA